Telopea speciosissima is the source of this 810-nucleotide messenger RNA. RefSeq names its product cytochrome c oxidase subunit 6a, mitochondrial-like. Bases 13 to 411 code for a protein of 132 amino acids. Gene Ontology annotation, biological process: mitochondrial electron transport, cytochrome c to oxygen. The record is from RefSeq and is a predicted model, not a curated record. The transcript is spliced from 5 exons. Gene Ontology annotation, molecular function: enzyme regulator activity. NCBI's taxonomy places the organism in Eukaryota, Viridiplantae, Streptophyta, Magnoliopsida, Proteales, Proteaceae. Gene Ontology annotation, cellular component: mitochondrial inner membrane.
GGAAGGUGAUCGAUGGCGAGGAGGACAAUACAUUAUGAACUCCUCAAUAAAUUUCUUAAUUUUUCUACUACUGCUAAGGAACGUGAUUGGUGGGGAGGAAGACGACAAAAGAUGUCGAUGUCGAUGAUGAGAUCUGGACUUCAAGCAGCCCUUCGCAGAGGCGCACGAACAGCUCCUUCGAAAAGGAGCUUCGCUUCCUCUGCUCAACACGAUGAUGCCUAUGAAGCGGAAAAAUGGGAAAAGAUAACUUACGUUGGCAUAGCAGCGUGCACAGUCUUGGCAAUUUACAACUUAUCGAAGCCUCAUCCACACUAUGAAGAGCCUCCUCCAUACCCAUAUUUGCACAUCCGUAACAAGGAGUUUCCAUGGGGUGAGCAUAGCCUUUUUGAGAAGAAACAUAAAGACCAUUGAUGGGCACUCGCAGUAGAUAUCGCUUUAAACAUUAAGAUAUGGUUUCAGGAUGUCUUCAAGAAGCAGAAGCAAGGGGUCUUCGACAGCGACUGCAGGGAGCAAUGGAGAUGGUAUACACAGAAUUAGAAGUUUGGACAGCAUAUCAGGACUUGGUUUUAUGGUUUGAUAAGAGCAGGUCAUGUUGGUCUUGGGAGUUUUUCUCUUUGGUAUUGGAUCUAUCUAUUACUCUUCCACGGUUUGGGUCUGUAAAUAUUUUAAAACAGGAUAUGUUACUUGUGUCUGUACAGUAGGUUGGUCAUAAGGCUUGUGCUGCUAGGUUUAGGGGUUGCGUCUUAGUCCAUGUAAUUUCUGUUCUCUUUCUCAAUGUUAUUUGGAAUCAUGGACAAUGCAUUUUGGCUU